Molecule: messenger RNA, 5716 nt
Organism: Xyrichtys novacula (pearly razorfish)
Lineage: Eukaryota; Metazoa; Chordata; Actinopteri; Labriformes; Labridae
Source: the annotation of a GenBank genome assembly
ACAGAGGGAGGUUGCAUGAAGUUUUGCUCCACCCACCUGCACUUGCUCCUGUUGCUCAUUAGAUGCCUGUUGUAUUGUCACGGGAGACCUCCAACUAUCUGUGCCUGUCAUUGCUACAGCUAUGGGACGAGGGCUUUCGUGUGUUUAUUUGCUGCUCUUCGUGAUUUUUAAAGGUAAGAGGAAUAAAAAGUUCAGAUUGUCGACCAAACUUGACCGCACCCUGGAGGUAAGUAAAUCGGCGGACAAACUUUGGAGCAACAAAAUCUGUUAUUUCCACUAUUAUUACUUUUAUACCUUUCUUUAGUGUUGCUUAACUUGAUUGGUUCAUAUUGGGUCAUACCCAUAGACUGUAUAUAAGAUAUAUGUUAUAUACAGUCUAUGGUCAUACCUGAAGUCUUAAGAGCACCUUAACUAAGAUAACAGUACACAAUAUACCAUGUAAACGUUACUGUUGGGUUGGGCUGCCAAAGUAAAUAAAGCUUUACACUUUAAGCCUAUGUAAUGGUUUUCCCUGUAUUAUUUUAGCUAGCUGUUAGCUCGAAUUAGCUUUAAGUUGAGUUAAUGCUAACUACUCAAACCCACUAAAAAGUUAAAUGUGAUGUUAAGAGGAUGUUUUUCUACUUCUGUUGUAUGCCGAUUGGAAGUUAAUAUCACGAGAAGGCUAAUUUCUAAGUUUCUGAGCUGAUAUUAUUUGUCAUAACUUUUCUAAAUAGCAACAAAAGAUUAAGUUACAAACUAAUGAAUGGAGUUCGGUCUGUAUUCUUUCCUACUAGGAGUUGUUUUUAUGACUAGGCCAGCUGCUCUGCACAUUUGAACAACUCUUAUGUCAGUAGCAGGUUACAGCAGUCUGAAGAUACUUUUCACAGAUAAAGUUAAUUAAGGAAUUAAAGGAAUUGAAGAAUUAGAAUUAAAGUUAUGUGGAGUGACUUCUUUAUGUUCCCUUCACAGAAACAUACAGCUUUAAAGUCCAGAAUAAGCUGCUGGGAAAAUGCCUGCAGGUACAAGAAGGCUCUUAUGGAGGCAGAGUGUCUCUGGGUGAUUGCAGCCCUUUGUCAGCCCUACAAGAAUGGCAGUGGCUCCCAGAGAGUCAAGCUCUCAGCAGUCAUCACACCGGGGAGUGUUUGACUGCACCAGGAGAGCAGUAUGAAGGUGUCCAUCUGCAGCCAUGCAUCUUCACUGCUGAAAGAGACGGGACCGGUGAUGGAGGGGCUAUGGCGGAAAAGAACAGGGAGGCAAGCAGCCAAGCCUGGUCCUGCUCCAAGAAAGGACACAUCACUCUGAUUGGGAGGGGGCUGCAUCUUAGUGCCACACAAGAAUCCACUUUGGUCUUCCUUUCCAGGGAACAUAAGCAGGUACAAAUAUCCUAGAGAAGUGGGAUGCAGUACUUUACCACUGAGAAAUAGACGGCUAUUAGACGUCUAAUUUUUUUUUAGACCUGAUUUCAACCAUCUAGAUUCUGUAUAUUUUUAGGUGGAAUUUAGACAUUGCAUUUUAACCCAUUAUUCAAUAACUAAUUAUUUCAAAAAGCAAUUGUGAAGUGCAUAACUGAUCUCCAAGUACUAAACUAAAAUAAUUAUGAUAGCCGUUGAGCAAUGUACAGUGUAGUAUAGUAUAGCCGGCUAGUCUAAACUUGGUCUAAAUUUAUGUGAAAAUGUGUCUAAAAGAUAGAGAAAUUGGCCUCAUUCACUUUCAUCUCUCUUCUUCUUCAAUAAAGAUAUUUCCAUUCACUUGAUUAGGUUAUCUGUCAACUUUCUGACAUUGAAAGUCGACCUGUAUCUAAAACACCAUAACACCAUCCAUCUCAUGAUGCUGGUUUACCCGAGAAAUGUUUCAUCCUACUAAACAGAACCAGAACCCUUCUCAUUUGUCAACCAAGUCUGACUUGGUUUUUAGAUCUCCUCCAAAUCUGCCGCCAUCUUGGUUGUUGUUUUCCAACUUGGGUCACAGAAUACAUGUUUCAGGUUUGUGUACCAGUUACAUGGACAUGUACUUAAAAGUUAAGCUAAAAUGUAAUUUUACCCCCAGAAUGGUUUAAUUUUAAAUGCAUAGAAUUAUAUUUUGUUGAUUUGAAAAGGACUUGCAUGGAGAUUCUGACCCAGAUUGAGUAGUGGCAGCUGUCUUGCUAUUAUUCUACAGUUUAGAUCAAACAUUGCACGAUUGAAAUAUGAGUCGACAGCUUUAAAAUUGUGAAUUUAUAGAUUUCUUUUUAUCAAAUAUAAGUGCUAGAGAAAGACAAACACAGUCUCCAAAUAAAAUUUGGCUGACAUGUUUGUGCUCAAAUAGGCAUGAGUAUGCUCUUGAGUGUUGACAGAUUUUGUUUAAGAGCAAAUAAAAAAAUGGACGAGUGAUAGAAUUAUCUUGUAAACUGAGUUAGAGUGGUUAAUGGCUGAGUUAUUCUUAUUAAACAUUCAUUUGUCCCACCCUCUUUCCAAACAGGGCAGCAGGUGGCGAACCCUUGACAACCAGACAUUGUGCAGCGGAAGAGAUGGCAAACCUCACCAACACCAAGCUCUCCAUCAUCAGGAGAAACCGGUGGAACCAGAGCUACUGCCAGGUGCUGUGCUAGAUACACACAGAGAGGCCAAACCAGGCAAGGACCUCAGAAUAUCUUCUCCAAAUACUGUCUUUCUCUGUAGUGUAGCGUUCAUAAAAGUGGUUAUGGUCAUAAUUUACUGGCUGCAGAAAAGUGAAAGAAUUACAGUGAUGAUCGAUGCCAUAUCACGUGUUUAUCCUCAAGACAAGAAGCAGCCGCAGUUUUUGGUUAAAAUAGAAGGAUGUGGUAGUUUGAAUCAGAUAUAUAGAGUGAAUUGGUUUGUUCCUGUGAGUGAAACAGUGACCUCAACCAACCUAGACAUGCAAGUAGAAUUGAUGUCAAGAAGAGUUAUGAGACAGCGCAGUAAUACUACAGAGGGCAUAACUGUGAUAGAUCAUGCAGUUUAAUAUUAAAGAGCAACUAAAUAAAUAUUUUCUCUCAUUUUUAUCAACAAUCAAAUUAAUUUUUUUUUCUUCAAGUCAAAAUAUAUAAAAACACAUGUUUGUUCCACAAGAUGCUUUUUUGUGCUGCGCCUGAUUUGAGUUACAAGAUGUUUUGUGGUGUGGUCAAAAGAUUAGAUUACCACAUGCCUGCUUCAGCCUGAGGAUCUAAUUUAGCUAAGUGCGCUUAUGAUGGAUCAAUAUUUUCUCGGUGCUGGCGGAGAUCCAGCUGCUCCAUGAAACAGGAUUGCAGAGACAUGUCAGGUCGUGGCAUUGCUGAUUCAUGUUGCCUCCACACCAGGCUUUUGUUUCUGUAUGAUCUGAUAUCCUUUUCACUGCUGAAGAUAGGCAAACAGAACCGCUGCGUCUUUGCAUCACAAAUUAGCCAAAGCUGGAACACAGAAUAUAGAAAAGUUAUUUUAUUUAGGUUGUUAAUCAUUUAUAGUUGACUUUUUCUUCACUUAAAUCAUUGUUCUCCCCUUUAGUUGAAGGUACAAUGGACAGCGAGGUUACUGAGAUAUACCCUGCAAAAGAGGACCCCUUUUCUUCCCACAGCACCAAAUCCCCUGAAGAUCCCACCAUGAUUUUCUUCAGUAUGGACUACGGUGAGUCGUAGUCUCUGUCGUAACCUCUGUUGUCUGUACAGUAUGCAGGCCUUGAUACAAACUUCAACAACCUCAUUUAUUCGGCAUAAACCUGGCCAUGUAUCCACCACUAGAUGGAGAUAGAUUACUAAGAAACUCAUGACAGUGUUCGCCAAGGGUGUGUUGUUAUGAGUUGUACUGGACUUUUAUUUGCACACAGCCUUUACAGAAAUGAAACAACUCUUUAUCAAGGAGUGAAUGAAUGAUUUGUUGCUUGUUUUAAGGGAUGGGCUGGAAGAUAACCAUGCUGGUACUCAGCUCUUUGGCUCUGGUCCUGGGCACUGUGAUUCUUAUCCUCAAUGUUUACUCCAACAGGUGAGUGCCUGAACACAAACUUCACAUUAAAAACAUGAUAGGAUUGAUUAGUAAGUCGACCAGCCCUCAAAAGUGGAAUUAUUUUUCUUAUCAGCGAAUCAUUUCAAAGGCAUUUGCUCUCUUAUGUAACUGUGAAACCUAUGCACUUGAAUGAUAGCAGAAAUAUUUCAUAUAUAAAGACAGGAAUGGGUUUUUUGCAGCACAUUGGAGUCCAACUUUCAUUGACCGCACCUUCCAGUAAUCAAUUAUAACUGAGCCAAACAUUGUGAAAUUUGAAGAUAAUUGAUAACUAAUUGCUAAAUUACAUUCGGCUAACUAAGGGAAACUGCAGACAAGAGGAGACGCUAGACAAACAGCUCAGUAGGUUGUUCUGUACUCUUACUUUUAGUCUUUUUUGUCUUUCUUUAUCAGGAGGAAGAAGGUUGUGUGUGUUUUGAAGUCAUACACACCAAGACCAGAGAUGAGUGUUCCUGGAUCUCCAGCGCCCAGUGAAAGAGCCCCACUAACAGAGCACGCCAUGCGUCUCCCACACUCCACCCCGACUCUACAACGAGGAGAAAUCCUGAUUCAGUGGAAGGAUGGUACUGUAACUCCACUGUAUGAGGCCUGAAAGUUUCUUUUUUAUGUGUUUGAAGGGAAGUUUGUGUUGGGAGAGGAGAUGUGAAAACAAAAGGCAAAAUAAGGUAGUGUUUUGUUUGGGUUCUGCAGCUUUCAUCCAAGCGUUACCAGGCGGUUUCAUAAAAAUGAUAUUUCAUGGAUCAGUAUCGGAGCGUGUCAGUGAGGUUUAGCCGCCACAGGAAUAUAAAGGCCGUCCAUGGAGCUGCCAGAACAGAAAAGUUGAGUAAGAGCUGGACUUUCACUUUUCAAUAAUACUGAGUCCUGACUCCUGCUCUUAGAGAUUGAAAGGAUUGCUUGCUGGACUGUAAAGUUACUGUUUAAGCAGUCAGAAGUUGUUUGACUUAAACACCAUUUAAGGGCUCAACAAAGCAACCAAUAUAUUAGGCUUUCACUUGGAUGAAUACUUGAGAAACUUACCUUUGUUUGCCAGGGCCUCAGAUGAACCGCCGACCAGCUAUGAUAUUAAACAUGUUGUGCUGCGGUGUUGGAUAAGGCGUUCCUUUGCAUAGUUAGUUGAUUUUGCAGUUCAAAGCGGUUUUUGACGCAGCCGUUUAACACUGAACUUAACAAAUGGUUCUUCUCUAACCACAGCUAAAAUCCUGAGACUCACACCUUCAGUGUCGGGAGUAAGAAGCUCCUUUAUAGUGAAGAAAAUUAUGUAGCAGUCAUGUGACCUUCAGAAGAGUCAGUUUCUUUAUAGAAUUCAGUAUUAUUGAGCUUGAAUACACUUUUAUAUCAUGUGUCUUUGAGAUGUAGAAGAAGGGAGUCUACCUAGUUUACAGAAGUUUUGUUAUUUGUCUAACGGUAUUUUUCUGUAGUGUUAAAUUUAAAAGGCAGUUUGCACUCACAGAGGUUUUUGGAAUAAUUCAUUUGCUUAUGAAAUUUAAUUAGUUUGCGUAAAACUUUUGCCCAGCAGUUGGUAAGAAAGUCUCCACUCGCAGUGAAGAUCAUAUGUUACAGCUGGAAGAACUGUAAAAGCUCGUGUGGGCACCGCCUCGUCAACAAUUUACUAUUUUGAUUUUUUUGGCAUGCUGUAAUCUCCUUUUUGACAUCGGCCUACGCUAAUAAAUGAAAUAUUUGCGUUGAUCAUAUCGUACUGUUAUUUUUGUGACUACAUGAUGUGUAUGUCGUUUUAAGUGGGUGGAUAAAAGACUGCUGACAAGGUA